AUGGGUAGCUUCCAAAAACCCCUAAUCUCAGCUUUUGUUCUCGUUUUGGUGAUUCUACCUCUUCUAGUCUCAGCCACAAAGGAAGAAAACGAAUGUGGAGGCUCCAUCGGAGAAGGCUCUGCUGCGGAGAAGGCAACGGCUCUUAAAUACAAGAUCGGAGCUUUCUUCUCCAUCUUAGUCGCCGGAGUGAUCGGAGUCUGUUCACCUAUCUUCGGCCUCAAUUCAGAGAGCAAUUUCUUCAUGUUUGUGAAGGCAUUUGCCGCCGGAGUAAUCUUAGCCACCGGUUUCGUCCACAUUCUUCCCGAUGCCACCGAGAGCCUCACAAGUCCGUGCAUUGGAGAAGAGCCACCGUGGGGAGACUUUCCGGUGACGGAACUCGUAGCUAUGGCUGCAGCAAUUUUGACCAUGUUGAUUGAGUCCUUUGCUUCAGGGUAUUUGAACAGAUCUCGGUUAGAGAAAGAGGCUAAGACCUUGCCGGUGAGUACUGAUGGAGAUAAGGAGGAGCAUUCUCAUAUUGUCUCUGCUCAUACUCAUGCAUCACAAGGACAUUCUCAUGGCUCUCUUCUCGUUCCCCUAGAUGAUCACAUUGAUCUGAGGAAAAAGAUUGUAACUCAAAUAUUGGAAUUGGGGAUUGUGGUUCACUCAGUGAUAAUAGGAAUAUCUCUGGGAGUAUCUCCAAGUGUGAGCACAAUAAAGCCUCUCUUGGCUGCAAUAACUUUCCAUCAAUUGUUUGAAGGUUUUGGUCUUGGUGGCUGCAUCUCUGAGGCAAAGUUUAGAGUUAAGAAAAUAUGGGUUAUGGUGUUGUUCUUCGCACUCACAGCACCAGUAGGGAUCGGAAUCGGUAUUGGCGUAGCCGAGACAUACAACGACAACAGCCCGAUCGCACUAAAAGUUUCCGGUUUUCUUAACGCUGCAGCCGCCGGAAUCUUGAUUUACAUGGCCCUUGUUGAUUUGGUCGCUCCACUAUUCAUGAACCACAAAGCUCAGAGUAGUAUGAAGAUACAAUCAGUCUGUAGUUUUUCUCUUAUUCUUGGUGCUGGUUUGAUGUCUCUUUUAGCUGUUUGGGCUUGAAAAAGUUUGGAUUUUUGAUUUUGUUUCUUGAGAUGUUGUAGAACAGAGAAAUAAGGUUUUAAUUCAGAUUUGAAUACAAUGAUAUACCGG
Eutrema salsugineum is the source of this 1161-nucleotide messenger RNA. Its product is annotated as probable zinc transporter 12. Gene Ontology annotation, cellular component: plasma membrane. Lineage: Eukaryota; Viridiplantae; Streptophyta; Magnoliopsida; Brassicales; Brassicaceae. Gene Ontology annotation, biological process: zinc ion transmembrane transport. Bases 1 to 1071 code for a protein of 356 amino acids. The record is from RefSeq and is a predicted model, not a curated record. The transcript is spliced from 3 exons. Gene Ontology annotation, molecular function: zinc ion transmembrane transporter activity.